CGAGUUCCAGGAGGACCCUGUGCUGCAGGUGCUAAGGGUUCAGAGGGCCGAGCUGCGGCGGCAGAAAAGGCCCGCAGCACUGACAGCCUGGAUGGCCCAGGGGAGGGCUCAGUGCAGCCCCUGCCCCCCACUGGGGGUCCCAGUGUGAAGGAGAAGCCUGGGAAGAGGCUCUCGGCUCCUCGCGGUCCCUUUCCCCGGCUGGCUGACUGUGCCCAUUUCCACUAUGAGAAUGUCGACUUUGGCCACAUUCAGCUCCUACUGUCUCCAGAGCGUGAUGGCUCUAGCUUCUCUGGGGAGAAUGAGCUGGUGUUUGGGGUGCAGGUGACCUGUCAGGGCCGUUCCUGGCCAGUUCUCCGCAGUUACGAUGACUUCCGUUCCCUGGAUACCCACCUCCACCGGUGCAUAUUUGACCGGAGAUUUUCCUGUCUCCCAGAGCUCCCCCCACCCCCAGAGGGUGCCAGGGCUGCCCAGAUGCUGGUGCCGCUGCUGCUGCAAUACCUGGAGACCCUGUCAGGACUGGUGGACAGUAACCUCAACUGUGGGCCUGUGCUCACCUGGAUGGAGUUGGACAACCAUGGCAGGCGACUGCUCCUCAGUGAGGAGGCCUCCCUCAAUAUCCCCGCGGUGGCUGCUGCCCAUGUGGUGAAACGGUACACAGCUCAGGCACCAGACGAGCUGUCCUUCGAGGUGGGAGACAUUGUCUCCGUGAUCGACAUGCCACCCACAGAGGAUCGGAGCUGGUGGCGGGGCAAGCGAGGCUUCCAGGUCGGUUUCUUCCCCAGCGAGUGUGUGGAGCUAUUCACAGAGCGGCCCUGUCCAGGACUCAAGGGGGAUGCCGAUGGUCUCCUAUGUGGUGUUCCGGCUCCCCAGGGUGUCUCCUCUUUGACCUCAGCUGUGCCCCGGCCACGUGGGAAGCUGGCUGGCCUCCUUCGCACCUUCAUGCGCUCCCGCCCUUCUCGGCAGCGGCUGCGACAACGGGGUAUCCUACGGCAGAGGGUGUUUGGCUGUGACCUUGGAGAGCACCUCAGUAACUCAGGCCAGGACGUGCCCCAGGUGCUUCGCUGUUGCUCUGAGUUUAUUGAGGCCCAUGGGGUGGUGGAUGGAAUCUACCGACUCUCAGGCGUGUCAUCCAAUAUCCAGAGGCUGCGGCAUGAGUUUGACAGUGAGAGGAUCCCUGAACUGUCUGGCCCCACCUUCCUACAGGACAUUCACAGUGUGUCUUCUCUCUGCAAGCUCUACUUCCGAGAGCUGCCCAACCCCCUGCUCACAUAUCAGCUCUACGGGAAGUUCAGUGAGGCCAUGUCAGUGCCUGGGGAGGACGAACGCCUGGUGCGUGUCCAUGACGUCAUCCAACAGCUGCCCCCGCCACACUAUAGGACCCUGGAGUAUCUGCUGAGGCACUUGGCCCGCAUGGCAAGACACAGUGCCAAUACCAGCAUGCAUGCCCGCAACCUGGCCAUUGUCUGGGCGCCCAACCUGCUACGGUCCAUGGAGCUGGAGUCAGUGGGGCUGGGUGGGGCAGCAGCCUUCCGUGAGGUGCGGGUGCAGUCAGUGGUGGUGGAAUUCCUGCUCACCCAUGUGGAUGUCCUGUUCAGUGACACCUUCACCUCUGCUGGCCUCGACCCUGCAGGCCGCUGCCUCCUUCCCAGGCCCAAGUCCCUUGUGGGCAGUGGCCCCUCCACUCGCCUGUUGACGCUGGAGGAAGCCCAGGCUCGAACCCAGGGCCGACUGGGGACACCCAAUGAAUCCACAGCUCCCAAGGCUUCAGACUCUCCUGUGGAAAGGAGGAAAGGGGAGAGAGGCCAGAAACAGCGGAAGCCGGGUGGUAGCAGCUGGAAGACUUUCUUUGCACUGGGCCGCGGCCCCAGCAUUCCCCGGAAGAAGCCUCUUCCCUGGCUGGGGGGGAUGCGUGCUCCACCACAGCCUUCAGGCAACCGACCUGACACAGUCACACUCCGAUCUGCCAAGAGUGAGGAGUCUCUGUCAUCUCAGGCCAGCGGGGCUGGCCUCCAGAGGCUGAGCAGGCUACGGCGACCCCACUCUAGCAGUGAUGCUUUCCCUGUGGGUCCAGCACCGGCGGGCUCCUGUGAGAGCCUGUCCUCGUCCUCCUCUGCAUCCUCCUCAUCCUCUGAGUCCUCCUCAUCCUCAGCAGCUGGGCUCGGGGCACUUUCCGGUUCCCCCUCUCACCGAACCUCAGCCUGGCUAGAUGAUGGUGAUGAUCUGGACUUCAGCCCACCUCACUGCCUGGAGGGGCUCCGUGGGCUCGACUUUGAUCCCCUUACCUUUCGCUGCAGCAGCCCUACCCCAGGGGACCCUGCACCUCCUGCCAGCCCGGCCCCCCCAGCCCCCGCUUCUGCCUUCCCACCCAGGGCAACUUCCCAGGCCCUUUUGCCCCAUGGGCCCACCAGCCCUGCUCCGUCCACUGCCCUGGAUAUCUCAGAGCCCCUGUCUGUAUCAGUGCCACCUGCUGUUCUGGAGCUGCUGGGGGCUGGGGGAACACCUGCCUCACUCACCCCAACACCAGCACUCAGCCCCAGCCCAGGCCUGUGCCCCCAUGUCAUCCCCCUGCUGCCACAUGGAGCUGAAGCCCAGCUGAGUGACACCUGUCAACAGGAGGUCUGCAGCAACCUAGCACUACCUGGUCCCGGGGAAGCCCAACGACAGCAUGGACCUGUCAUGGAUUCACCACUGCCCCCACCCCUGUCCCUCCUGCGCCCUGGGGGGGCCCCACCUCCACCCCCCAAGAACCCAGCACGCCUCAUGGCCCUGGCCCUGGCUGAGCAGGCUCAGCAGGUGGCCCAGAGACAGAGCCAACAGGAGCAUGGGAGUACCCCAUCGGCUCCCCGCUCCCCUUUCUACUGCUCACUGUCCCUGAAGGUGGGUGGUGAGCCCCUCGGGACCUCAGGGAGUGGGCCACCCGCCCCCUCCCUAGCCCACCCUGAUGCCUGGACUCCAAGACCCUCACCCUCCCUACCACGGCAACAAAGUGUUGGGAGCCUGGUGAGGAGCCAGCGGCCCAUGGGGAUCUCAAGGAGGGGACACAGAAGCUCUGCCCAGGUCAGUGCCCAGCUCAGGAAGGGUGGGGGCUUCAGGGAUGUGCCAGAGACAUUGUCCCAGUUCCUAUGUUCUGUCUCCUCCAGGUUGUUUCUUGUGAGAACCCCUGGCUGCUUCUCCUCAGCUCCCCAGGAGUGCCUGCCACCCUUUCUUGGGGUCCCAAAACCAGGCUUGUACCCCCUGGCCUCCUCAUCCUUCCAGCCCAGUUCCCCAACCCCAGUCUGGAGGAGCCCUUUGGGUCCCCCUGCACCACUUGACAGGGGAGAGAACCUGUACUAUGAGAUUGAGGCGGGUGAGGGGUCCCCCUACUCUGGCACCACCCAGUCCUGGAGUCCCUUUCACUCCAUGCCACCAGAUAGACUCAAUGCCUCACAUGGCAUGCUUGACCAAUCACCACCAUUCCAUAGGUCCCCUGACUUCCUACUCAGCUACCCACCACCCCCCUCCUGCUUUCCCCAUAACCACCUGGGCUAUUCAGCCCUUCAGCACCCUGCCAGGUGCCCCACUCGGCCUGAACCCCUCUAUGUCAACCUAGCCCUAGGGCCCAGGGGUCCCUCAUCCACCUCUUCCAGCUCCUCUUCCCCUCCUGCUCAUCCCCAUAGCCGUUCAGAUUCAGGCCCCACAGCCCCCCACCUUCCCCAGAAAGAGAGGGCCCCCUGGGAUCCUCACACCCCUCACAGGGUGCCUGGGGCCUGGGGCUCUCCUGAGCCUCUCCUGUACUACAGGGCAGCUCCACCAGCCUAUGGGAGGCAGGGCAAGCACCACCGAGGGUCCUUGUACAGGAAUGGGGGCCAAGGAAGGGAGGGGGCUGGUCCCCCACCCCCUUACCCCACUCCCAGCUGGUCCCUUCACUCUGAGGGCCAGACCCGAAGUUACUGCUGAACCAGAGCAGAGACCUUCCUUCCCUUCUCACUGAUCUUGGCCCAACUCAAUUCCUUGUUUUGUAUUUUCUUGAGCUCCUGACCCCUACUCCAGGUUUCUAACUUUGUAACUUGCUUCUGAUGUGGAUCCCUAACCUGUAUGGCUUCCCUACCCUGGACUAAGGGCACCCCCAUUCCCCCACCAACCUCUAUCAUGGGGCUCUCACACAAAUCUGAGGGCUAGGCUGACACACUGUCCUUCCUCUUCCUCCAGGAGCCCCCAGCAUGUCCUGACCUAUGCACAGGGGUUGGGGGACAACUCCUGCCCAUCUCCCACAUGCCCCACUAAACCAUCUGACAAAAUUAAUGAAUAAAAAUGGUGAAAAUGUG
Myotis brandtii (Brandt's bat) is the source of this 4304-nucleotide messenger RNA. It is a transcript of the gene ARHGAP33, whose product is annotated as Rho GTPase activating protein 33. Gene Ontology annotation, molecular function: protein binding; GTPase activator activity. NCBI's taxonomy places the organism in Eukaryota, Metazoa, Chordata, Mammalia, Chiroptera, Vespertilionidae. Gene Ontology annotation, biological process: small GTPase-mediated signal transduction. Gene Ontology annotation, cellular component: Golgi apparatus; nucleoplasm; fibrillar center. The record is from RefSeq and is a predicted model, not a curated record.